GGGCCGGAGCGCGGGUCACGAGCGGCCACCGGGCGGGCGGCGGCGGCGCUAUGGCCUCGGAGCGGGCGGUGCGCGGCCGGCUGCAGCGCGCGGGCCAGGAGCACCUCCUGCGCUUCUGCGCCGAGCUGGCGCCGGGGCCGCGGGCCGCGCUGCUGGCCGAGCUGGCCGAGCUGGAGCCGGACGCGCUGCGCGAGCACUGCCGGCGCGCGGCCGCGGCCAGCGCGCGCGCCCCCGGGCCGCCACCCUUCCCGGCCGCGCGCCUGCGGCCACUGCCCCCCGAGUGCGUGGGCAGCGCGAGCCGCGCGGACCCCGAGACGCGGCGGCGCUGGGAGGACGAAGGUUUCCGCCAGAUCGCCCUGAACAAGGUGGCUGUGCUCCUGCUGGCCGGGGGCCAGGGCACCCGCCUGGGCGUGACCUACCCAAAGGGCAUGUACCGCGUGGGGCUGCCCAGCCAGAAGACCCUGUACCAGCUGCAGGCGGAACGGAUCCGGCGGGUGGAGCAGCUGGCCAGCGAGCGCCACGGGAGCCCCUGCACCGUGCCCUGGUACAUCAUGACCAGCGAGUUCACGCUGGGUCCCACUGCCGAGUUCUUCAAGGAGCACAACUUCUUCCGCCUGGACCCUGCCAACGUGGUCAUGUUUGAGCAGCGCCUGCUGCCUGCAGUGAGCUUCGAUGGCCGGGUCAUCCUGGAACGGAAAGACAAGGUCGCCAUGGCCCCAGAUGGCAACGGGGGCCUGUACCAGGCGCUGGCUGACCACCAGGUCCUGGAGGACAUGGCUCGCCGGGGAGUGGAGCUCGUGCACGUGUACUGCGUGGACAACAUCCUGGUGCGGCUGCCCGACCCAGUCUUCCUCGGCUUCUGCGUGCUGCAGGGCGCCGACUGCGGUGCCAAGGUGGUGGGGAAGGCCUGCCCCGAGGAGCCCGUGGGUGUGGUGUGCCAGGUGGACGGAGUCCCCCAGGUGGUGGAGUACAGCGAGAUCAGCCCCCAGACGGCGAGCCAGCGGGCGCCAGACGGGGGCCUGCUCUACAACGCGGGCAACAUCUGCAACCACUUCUUCACCCGAGGCUUCCUGCAGACCAUCUGCAGAGAAUUCGAGCCCUUGCUGGAGCCACAUGUGGCUGUCAAGAAGGUCCCGUACGUGGAUGAGGAGGGGAAUCUGGUAAAGCCGCUGAAACCAAAUGGAAUAAAGAUGGAGAAGUUUGUGUUUGACGUGUUCCCGUUUGCUAAGAACUUCGUUGCCUUCGAAGUGCCGCGGGAGGAGGAGUUCUCGCCGCUGAAGAACGCGGACUCUGCGGCCAGGGACACCCCCACCACGGCCCGGCGGGCCCUGCUGGCCCAGCACUACCGCUGGGCCCUGCGGGCAGGUGCCCACUUUCUGGAUGUGCAUGGGGCCCAGCUCCCCGAGCUGCCCGGCCUGCCAGAAACCGAGGACCCUCCAGCCAUCUGUGAGAUUUCACCCUUGGUGUCUUAUUCCGGAGAGGGCCUGGAGAUGUACCUGCACGAGAGGGAGUUCCAGUCCCCCCUGAUCCUGGACGUGGACCAGGCCAGGGCACUGCUACUCCAGGGGUCCUGACAUGCUGCAGGGUCCACUCCAGACCUGCAGGGGCCGGGACACAGUUCUGAGCAGGACUCAGAGAAGGGCACCUCGCUGCUCAGCGUCUCCGGCCCAGAAACACAGAAGGAACACAGCUGUUCACUGCCUGCGGGCUGUGACUGUCCUGUCACUCAUCUCCUGGAUACAGGACAAUCGUGGGCCUUGGGGGGCCAGGCCUGCCCUUGGCUCCUCUCCGGGCUGUGGGGUCCUGAGGAAGUGGCAGCCUGAGCCCUGGGCUCCGAAGCCGCCCUCCUCUGCCUUUUCCGUCUCCCAGUUUUAACGGACUUUGGUGCUCACACUCUCACCUGCUCUCCGGGAGGGACGCGGCCUCCUUACCUGGUGCUGGGCGGGUCUCGGUGCUGACCCCUCCCUGCGCCCCCACAGCCCUGCCGGGGCUGGGGACACCGGCUGACUCUGCCCUCUGGGUCUGGCCCCCGUUGAUCGCACCUGUCUUCCUAUCAGGGGACACAGGAGUACCCCGUCCCCCACGUGAAACGCUCACCCACGCUGUCCCGUAGCCCUGCCCCCACCCUGGCCCCCACACCCCACAUGGAGGGUCUCCCCUCACCACCAUCACUCCUCCCAGGGUGAGGGGGACAUCUUGAUGGUGGUCAGGUGCGGUCAGCAGCAUGGAGGGGACGGAGGCCGUGUUGUCACACCUGGGCCAGGCUUGGCUGGGGUCGCGGCUCCCCAUGUUCAGAGCUGGCCUGGGUGACGAUGCACACGCCGACCGCAUCUGCCGGCCCCCCUCCUGAAACCUCAGGACCCAGCCGUGUGCCUGUGCCUUUCUCCCCGGCUUCCCCUCGCGGGACCCCCAGCUGCUGCUUGUUGCCGUAACUGGAACAACUGUGCAAACCUCUUUUCGUACAAGUACAGCUAGCUGGGUAAACUUUUA
This is a messenger RNA of Choloepus didactylus (southern two-toed sloth), 2490 nucleotides long. RefSeq names its product UDP-N-acetylglucosamine pyrophosphorylase 1 like 1 (gene UAP1L1). The record is from RefSeq and is a predicted model, not a curated record. Gene Ontology annotation, molecular function: UDP-N-acetylglucosamine diphosphorylase activity. The coding region runs from base 51 to 1574 and encodes 507 amino acids. The transcript has 9 exons. NCBI's taxonomy places the organism in Eukaryota, Metazoa, Chordata, Mammalia, Pilosa, Megalonychidae. Gene Ontology annotation, biological process: UDP-N-acetylglucosamine biosynthetic process.